Auanema sp. JU1783 is the source of this 1830-nucleotide messenger RNA. Lineage: Eukaryota; Metazoa; Nematoda; Chromadorea; Rhabditida; Rhabditidae. The record is from the annotation of a GenBank genome assembly.
AUGGUCUCCUUAAACACAAACUUGGCUGACUUACCUUCGAGCGUUUCGCCAGCCUUAUCCGCAUGUUUAUCUUCUAAUGAUUUGUGGUUAAAGAUUAUUGAUGGAGAUAACAGGAGCAAUUUCUAUUUGAGCCAAGAGGACUUAGAAAAACAAAAACGAUUGCCUUUACCAGCCCAAUCAGUUUUACGACUAUGGGGGAAUAGAGGAAUUACAGUCUUGGACCUUUUUCAAAGACUUCAGGAAUUGUCAACUUAUUAUGGCAGUGUAAUGGAUCCGCCACAACUUCUGCUUCGCAGGAAAUUCAAACCUUUGAAAUGGGGUCGACCGGAGGAAGUUCAAAUUACUGUUGUAAAUAAUGGCAAAGAAAUAGCGUUACGAUCUGCAGCUGUAGGUUUCCCUUGUCCAGUUUUCGAAUGGUACAAAGACAUGCAAAAAAUGGAAAAUGCCAAUUCAAAUCUUUUAUUGGUUCGAAGAUGUCAAUGCUAUGCCAAUGCCGAGUUCAGCUGUAUUGCUAUGAACGAAGUGAAUGAAGGCGAAGACUAUUCCAGUUUCUAUCGUAAAGGCAACAAACAAUUCAAAUCUGAACUACGAUCUGAUCCUAUCAGUAUCAAAGAGCACAUUGAUGACUCGAUGAAAUGCUCUGUAUGUCAACAUGACGAGAAGUUAAUUGCUUCUGAUAAAGUGGCCUUGAUAAUAUCCAAUUGUGUAUACAAGGAGUUGCCUGAACUUCUUACUCCUCGUUGUGAUGCAGAGACACUAGCUGGCGCGCUUCAGGAGCUCAAGUUUAAAACCGUCACGCUUGCCGAUUUGACUUUGUCAGAGAUGAAAAUGAUGGUUAGGCAAUACACAAAACUUCUGGGAACAGGGGUCUAUGCUGUUUUUUAUUUUGUUGGACAUGGGUUCGAAGUAAACGGACAGUGCUAUUUGCUGCCCGUUGAUGCUCCCAAGGAGCCCCAUCAUCCUGAUAAUUGUCUUUCUCUUGAUUGGAUCCUGGCGGAGUUUGCCCCAUUCAAUCCAUCGUUAAAUCUAUUGUUGUUGGAUGUAUGCAGGAAAUACAUACCAAUUGAUUGUGUUGGUCCUUUCAUACAAUACGCCGAUAAAUUCAAAUAUAAGAAAAGGCCCAAUAGGAAUACCGUCUAUGGUUUCUCAACAAGUGAUGGCAUUGGAGCCUAUGAGAUUCGUGGUGAUGUGAAUGGCGUUUUCAUGAAAUAUUUAAAAAAUCAUGUAAAGAAGAACAUUUCUGUUGUGGAAAUGAUGAAUCAUGUCUUGCGUGAUAUUGAGGAAGAUAGCAAAGUUCGUGAUUAUCAAGUGCCGGAAUUGAGAUCAACGGUUACGCGUCCCCGGAGUUUAGCCGAUCCACUCGUAUACUCUGGACAUACGAUUUCCUUUACUCACCAUACAGGACAUUGGAGGUUGAUGCAUGAACUGCCAACUCCAGUUACUGUCAAUUUCUAUGAACAUGAGCUUUCAGUGACCAUUUGGGUGGGAUUUUGUGGCCACUUUACGAACCUCGCUUAUGUUUUUUCAUCUGUCGGCGAAAUUGUAAAGGAGAAUGAAGAGCAAGUAGAAAGGAGAUUGUCUCAAAAGGCAUUGGAUCAUAGAGCUUUUCUCAGAUUUCCGGCUGAGCUAUUGACAUCUAAUCAGCGAGAAUUCGAGCAUGAAGAAGAAGGCGUCACUAUAUGUUGUAUGCUUUCACAUCUGCAACGUUGUGAGGGUCCCGUGAAAUGUAAAAUCGAGUUAAAAAACAAAAAUAAUUUAACAGAAAUAGUGGAAGAAGCUGAAGCUGUUCUUGGACAUGUUUUGAUAACCAAAAUCCAACUAGUCACCUAA